This is a messenger RNA of Nanorana parkeri, 2370 nucleotides long. Its product is annotated as vomeronasal type-2 receptor 26-like. Gene Ontology annotation, cellular component: membrane. The coding region runs from base 1 to 2370 and encodes 789 amino acids. The transcript is spliced from 7 exons. Gene Ontology annotation, molecular function: G protein-coupled receptor activity. The record is from RefSeq and is a predicted model, not a curated record. NCBI's taxonomy places the organism in Eukaryota, Metazoa, Chordata, Amphibia, Anura, Dicroglossidae. Gene Ontology annotation, biological process: G protein-coupled receptor signaling pathway.
AUGUAUGCCAUAGAGGAAAUAAACAAAAAUCCUUCUGUGCUUCCUAACGUCACACUCGGAUUUGACAUUUUCGAUUCAUGCGCAUAUGAAAGCAAGGCCGUGGAAAGCAUUUUGAAAGUACUGACAGGCUCACAAAAUGCUGUUCCAAAUUACCAGUGUGCCAAGCGGGGUGCCUUGGCUGGAAUCAUUGGACAUAUGCUCUCCUCCUCAACCAAAAUCAUGGCCAAGAUUUCUGGGGUCUAUAAUCUCCCACAAGUUAGCUAUGGAGUUCAGGAUUCAUAUUUAGGCAAUACCUCCAUAUAUUCAUCUUUAUUCCGGACUGUCCCAACUGAACAAAGCCAGUAUGAUGGUUUUGUACAGCUCCUUAAAUGUUUUGGGUGGACAUGGGUUGGAAUCAUUACCACCGAUGAUGAAAAUAACCUACGAGGGAGUAAUGACAUUAAAAACAUACUCAUUAGAAAUGGAGUCUGUAUCGCCUACUUUCAAAUCAUAGCAAGCAGACCUUUCAACAGCAGAUUCCCAGCAAUGGAUGCUGUAAAAUACUCAUCUGCAAAUGUUGUACUUGCUUUCUUGACUGGCAUGGAUCUUACUAACUUCAUGUACAGUCUUCAGGAGUUUUCCACACCCGGAAAAGUGUGGCUUAUACCAUCCACAGUGUCCAUUGCCGCCACCGACUCCUAUUUAACCUCAUUUAAUGGUUCACUCGCGUUUGCUAUUCACAAAGGAGAAAUUCCAGGAUUAAAGGAAUUCAUCUAUAGUGCUAACCCCCUCACCUUCCCAGAUGACAUAUUCACUGCCGCAGUGUGGCGAGAUGCCUUUUUCGCUGUGACGGGGGAGCAGCUCUCUAACAGCAGGACUCAGCUGGCCGGGCUGAGCCGUUGCGGCCAGAAGUGCUCUGCAGAAGGAUACUGUAUGACAAGUGCUGUCAGCGGUCGUCUCUCAGUCGGAGGGCUUAGGAGACGUAACGUUAUUGAUGAGAAGUUGACUGGAUGUGACAUAAUCUGUAUUCUGAGUGCAAUUUCUCCUGAGUCUACAGAAUUGGCCCUUAGGGAUAUUACUCUUCCACCUCGAUUGGUGACAGCUCUUAUAAUGAAGCUCAAUAAAUAUCUUAAGAAUGUUAAUUUUGAAACAUCAUCGGGGGAUAAUUUUCAUUUUGAGAACAGAGGAACUGCAGGAGAAUAUGACAUAAUGAACUGGUACGUCACUCCCAAUAAAACAACACAAUUUAUACAGAUUGGAAGCUACAUCAGUUUUGCACCUCCAGGAAAGCAACUUGUUGUCGAUGAAAAGCUCAUCCAAUGGCAUCCUAUAUUCAAAGAGGUUCCUCAUUCUGUGUGCAGUAAUAGUUGUCUUCCGGGAUACAGAAAAGCUCUCAGAAAGUCCCAGCAAACAUGUUGCUAUGACUGUGUUCUGUGCUCAGAGGGGGAGAUAUCUAACAGCACAGAUAUGGAAAACUGCAUCAAAUGCACUGAACACCAGUGGUCUAAUGAGAGAAGAGACAAGUGUAUCUCCAGAACCAUAGACUUUCUGUCCUAUGAAGAUGCUUUGGGAAUUGCAUUAUCUCUCCUUGCUGUUGUGCUGUCGGCUCUCACCGUAGCAAUUCUGUCCAUAUUUAUAAAACACAAAGAGACUCCCAUAGUGAAAGCCAAUAACAGAGACCUCAGUUACAUCCUUCUCCUAUCUCUUACUUUGUGCUUCCUCUGCUCCUUAUUAUUUAUUGGACGUCCACACACCAUUACUUGCUUAUUCCGCCAGGCAGCAUUUGGAAUUAUAUUUGCCAUUGCUGUAUCGUCUGUUUUGGCUAAAACCAUAACUGUGGUCAUCGCUUUCAAUGCCGCAAAGCCUGGCAGUGAGUCAAGAAAAUGGAUGAAGGCUCGAAUCUCAACAUACUUAGUUUGCAUUUGUGCUAUGGGUGAAGUCGUGAUAUGUUUUGUAUGUUUUUUUUGCAAUCCACCCUUUCCGGAUUUUGAUACAUCAGAAAGAUCACUGAAGAUGACACUGCAAUGUAACGAAGGGUCGUCUGUUGCGUUUUACUUUCUUAUAGGCUAUAUGGGUGUGCUGGCUGUUUUCAGUUUCAUAGUUGCCUUUCUAGCCAGAAAACUACCCGAUACCUUUAACGAGGCCACGCAUAUCACCUUCAGUAUGCUGGUUUUCUGCAGCGUUUGGCUGUCUUUUUUUCCAGCUUAUCUAAGCACGAAAGGUAAGUACAUGGUAGCUGUUGAAAUCUUCUCCAUCCUGGCCUCCAGUGGUGGAUUACUGUGUUGUAUAUUCCUCCCUAAGUGUUAUAUUAUUAUAAUAAGGCCAGAAUUAAACGCCAAAGAACGUCUGAUUGAGAAAAAAGUCACUAACUAUAAUGUUGAACGUAACUAA